AUGUGUGUAUAUAUAUACAUAUGAAAAUAGAGAGAGAGAGAUAUAGAUAGAUAGAUAGAUAUAAUGUUUUAGGAAUAUCAUAGUUAAAAUUCAGGAAGGUUUUUUCAACUUUCUUUUGGCAAAUUGUAAAUUUUUAGAAUUUAUUUAUUUUACUUGUUAUUAUUUUUAUUUCCCAUAUUACCCAUGGUUGACUUUCUACCACAUACUUGUCUAACUAUUACGUUUUUUCCUCAUUUGCUUUUAAUAUGUAAUACAACUAGAUUCGGUAGCUUCCCGCAGUUUUAUAUGAGAAUGUACUAUCAGUUUUGUUCUUCUGAAAUCGUCUAAAUUGGAAGAAAUGAUACUUCUGCUGCUAUAGAAGAAUACACAAAUAGUAAGCGUUCUGUUGCUGUCUCCUCGUUGGAGUUAGGAAGGCUACUUUUCUUUGUGGUAUUAAUUUAUCUGAGGUAAAUUGAUUGCUCCCUUUUAUUUUCUGUUUACGAUUAGAAAAAAAAAAUCCCAGCAGUCAUUUGUAAAAUCCCAGAAAAUCAAAUGCCUAUUGAACCUGGGCUUUCUCUACAUCAGAUUUCAAAUUCAUGUUUGCCAAGCCUUGUAUCAUUAACUGUAUUGAUUUUAUUAGGCUUGCAUGGAAAUCAUGCAACACACUACUGCAAAGUGCCUCUCUUAUUCCUCUCCUCUCCCAGUGUUCAGCGUCCUCUUCCAGUUUCAUCAUUAACAAGUGGAUUUCGUAAGGAUGAAUGUCAGGCCGCUGACGUUAAUUCACGGACUCACCUCAGACUUGUGGAGAUAAAAUCUGUUUGCCGGAGGUUGAUCUCAUAGCUUUACUGCUUGUAUCUUCCUUAUUGUAAGUUGUAAGGAUUGUUGACAGAAGUACAAUAAACUUGAGCAACUUUUACUCUUUUAUUAACUUCUUUCCUUGAGUGAUGAGGAUUUCCACGAGGCAAUUUGAGCAAAAUGCAAGUCCUGGGUGUUAUUGUACAUACAGAUGAAAUAUUCUGCCUUCACAAGUUGGCUUAGCUUCAACAUAAAUUUAUAGAUAUUUUGUAGUAAAUGUUAAUAUAAAUAGAAGUAGUUUAGCAAAUUUAGUCUCACUUUUAAGUGUUUUUUGUUGUAGUAAUAUUGUAUUUCUAGUCUCAGGGUAUUCUUUAAGCCAGUUCUUCUUGUAGUAGGUAUUAGUGUAACUGAACAAUAAGUAUGAAUGCUUUACCUCAUUUUGUUUACUCUACAUAUUUACUAUUCUAGUAAAGCUUGAUUAAUGACUGCAGUAAAGCAUUAGAUGCCAACUAAAAUUUCAAAAGGAUUUGGAUAACCAGUUUAUCACUAGUGUAUUUCAGAGUACACCAGAUACUGUAUCUCUAGGUGAGUAGUAUCAGUGAGCUUUGUAUGUGCUGUCAUUUUAUUACGUUUUCCAUCACUUUUAUCUGAUCUUAUCUUUCAUUUACUUUUAUAUUUGUACUCAUUUAUUUAUUUGAUUUAAAGGGAAUUUUUUUAUCACUUGGGAUUAAGAAGGCUUUAACAUGCAGAGUAGGAUGCAGCAAACUAAUGCCUAUCUCCCCUACAGGCGGCAGUACCAUGUCAGCCCUGGAGAGUCUCGUUGGGUCGUUAGGCGGAUCCACUGAUGAAAAUGAAGGAGACUUAAUUAGUGUGGGAGUAACAACCAGUGGAACAACUUGCUUCAACAACACGAUCUCAGAUGACCCCCUAACUACCCACGAUUCAGGUGCAACAGAUCUCAGUCAUCGCCUCUCAUUCCACAUGGCAGAUGUCCAGUUAUCGCUUGCAGGAGGUGGGACUCUAGGGUCCUCUUCACCUUAUACUCAGCCUUCAAGACAGCGAUGUCAUUGUCCCACUUGUGGACGCAUGCUCAGUCAGAGGAGGAAUCUCAAGCAGCACCUGAUCACAACUCACAAAAUGUCACCUGAUGAUGCCACAGUUAUUGUGAAAAGAUAUAAUUUUGAACUCCUUGUUGAUGAGCCCUCAAUCCAGCCUCUUCCACAGCCACCGCUUCCCCACCUCCCCUCCCUUCCCUCCCCUCCUCUGCCUCUGCUUCCGAACAUCCAACCUGUCUCCCCGCCAACCAUUUUUUUACCACCUAAGAGUCCUCUCUCCUCUUAGCCCUUAGUCCUCUUGGGCUGAUUGCAUAUAGAAGUCUGUGGUAAUGACUUUUUCUUUAAAAUGAAUCCUUCAUUUUAUUUUUUUACUGCCAUUGAAUUCGUAUUUGUUGCAUUUUUUAGCAAGUGUUCCCGUCUUAUCCCUUGAAAUUAUUUCUUUUCAUUUCUUAUUUCUUUUUCUUUCUUUUUUUGUCAUAAUAUAUCUCUUGCUGGCCAUUUUUAUGAAAUAUUCAUAUGGUCUGUUUGUUUCAAUUACAAAGUAUAUACUUCCAAAGGGCUGCACUAGUGAUAUAGGGUCCAUUGUAGUCAUGAGAGUUCAUGUCAUUAUAUAAGUAUUUACAAGAUAUUAAAGACAGUACAACUUAAAAUAAAUAAAUGUUCAUUAGUGUUAUUAUAUUCUAUUAUUAAUGGGCACCAGUAUAUAUAUGUAUAUAUAUGUAUGUAUGUGUAGGUAUGAGUAUGAGUGUAUGAAUGAGUGUGUGGAUGUGAAUACGGAUGCAUGUAUAUGUAUACAUACAUACAUGCAUAUAUAUAUAUGCACAAUUCUCAUUGUGAUAUUUCAGAAAAAAAAUGUUAUAAUAGUAAAAAUUGCCAUCAUUCUUCUUAAGAAUAAUUAGAAAUUAAAGUAUUUAAAGUUAUAUUGAACUUUGUAGCAGCAGAUUUUCAUAUAAUUAGAACACCUGCCUGCUUCUGUGUUCAUGUCUGCUACAGGAAGCAAGGUUGUAUUCUUGUGGUGCUGGAAAGGGAAGUGGUAAGGUGAAUGCUGAGGACAUUAAUGUCACGAAGAGCUUUCAGAUUUCAUUUAGCCGUUGUCUCAUUAUUGUUGAAUGUCUUGCAGGCAUGCAAAUAUCUUCAUUGAAUCUAAGUAUAGUACUUUACGAGUCAGUCAAGUUGUUCAAGAUUUUCUGGGGUUGCAAAUGAUAUUUGGUUUCAACAUAAUUGGAUAUUUUUCUACAGUCACAUAUGUAAGUUGUAAUGAAGAUAUCUUUUAUAUAUUCGUAGGAGCCUUGACGAAUAAUAAGGAUUUUACCUAACUGAUAUCAAUGAACAUUUUAAAACAAUGAGGCAUUGGUAUUUAUAUGCAACUCUGAUAUUUUUCUUCCUAUUUAAGAAAAAAAUAUAUUGAUAAAAGAAAAAGAUCCUAAGCAAUGAAAAUACAUAUGAAAUUGGAAAAUAAUUAAAAAUUUGAUUUAUAUCUGAGUGUUGUCAUGGAGCACCAUCAGACUAUUUCAGUAGACACAGUGAAAGUACUGGUAUGUCUGUUGAUGACAACUGAAGUGCAAGAAAUAUGCAUUAACAGCUCUGUCUGCUUUCCUAUGGCCAUUUAUUUUAAUCUUUAGACAUGCUGCACCACUUGGAAACAUGGCUAAAAAAACGGCCAUAAUAAGUACAAGUAGUGGAUACCCUGGCUGACAGUGGUGGCACACUUUUUACUUAGAAAUAAAAAACAUACCAGAUGUGAUGUUGGUUGAUACUUAUUACCUGUGAAUUGCCAUUGUCUCCCAGAGGGCCACUAAAUUAGCAUUUAAGGUCUUACCAGUCACCAACCCCACCCAUGUAUUUUUAAGAGAAGGUUGUGAUGACUUGUCCAUGUUUGAGAAGACAUAAAUGUACAUAGUUGUUAAAGGUUCUCACAGACUCGUUUUUAAAAUUUGAUAACAGAACGUUGAAGUCACUGUGGUUAUUUUUCAAUCUCUUUUUGUAAUCAGUUAUUCUGUACAUGAUAAAACUACAUUCAUGUCACAUCAUAUAUGGGUAGGAUAAAUAUAACUUUCUUUUUAUGUUGAUCAUCACAUGAAACUAGUAUUCAGUUUGUGCAUAAGGAGUAACUACAACAGUAGUUUUAAUAGCAGCAUAACAAAAGCAGACUUGAGCACUAUUAUUCUGUAUAUUGGUUCAAAAGAAAUGCUUGCAAAACAUGACAGUGCUCAUGAUCUGUAACUGGCAGUUAAUUUCGGUGCUGCACAUAAGGCAUUAUUUGCUCCCUUUUGUGAUAUUUGUAUACGUAGCUUUGUGUUAGUUAGCCUGGUAUUUAAGAAAUAUUAUUUCGUAAAAUAUUAUUUCUUACUCUCAUAUAAAAUGUUUGUGAGUAAUUCAUAAACAAUCUUAAUUUGUGUUGUAUACUUUUCAUCUAUCUCUAUCUGCAUUUCUCUCUUUGCAAGGAUAUUUGCGUAUUGUGAUAGUGAGGCUUUUUACAGGGUGGUUGCUUUAUACAGUUAUUUACUUUGAUAUUUCUUUCUAUUAAUGAAUAAGAAAACCUCUCAGUUUCAGACCAGUUCACAUGAGAUUUCUAUUAAAUGAUGUAACACAUGCAAUUCAGUAUUUAAAGUUAUAUGUAAGUGCAUAAACAAAGGGAUAAUUUGCCCUUUUAUUUAUUGUAAAGAAUCUAAAUGUUUUUGCAUACCAUGUAUUUUUCUUAUUUGGUUAAUGGAGGAAUACAUUUUGUAAACAAACUAACAAUAUAGAUAAAAUCUCUACUCAUAUUUCUGCAAUGAACUGGUCUGACAUGGUGCUAGCAGGUCAUCUACAUCAGAGAAGAAACUGUGAUGACCUGAUUGUAUACAUUUAUGGCAUUACAGUAAUUUUCUUCUCUUUUCUUCAGAUCAUUUCUGGUAUUCUGAUAUUAUGUAGUUUCAUAUGCUUCAUCUUGAAGUGCAUUGUAUGAAAUUAAGAUAUACUCAUUUGGUAUACUUGCAUGUAUUUUUGUCCUGUUCUUUUUUUUCUUCUUUUUCUUUUUUGAGUCCAUUAUUUGUGCCCAUUGCUAUGACAGCUUUUAAUAUAAUUAUGAGAAGUCCCCUUGUACUGUGCAGUCAAACCCAAAGUGAGACUGUUAAAACAGAGACAUUACUAGUUUUGUACUGAUUAGAUCUUUUCUUGUAAAUAAAAAUAUCUCAUAAAUUGUAUAUAUGAUACAAAUUAAAAGAAUUUCCUUGC
Messenger RNA from Penaeus chinensis, 5045 nucleotides. RefSeq lists its product as uncharacterized. NCBI's taxonomy places the organism in Eukaryota, Metazoa, Arthropoda, Malacostraca, Decapoda, Penaeidae. Bases 1543 to 2115 code for a protein of 190 amino acids. The record is from RefSeq and is a predicted model, not a curated record. The transcript is spliced from 3 exons.